GGGAAGGCAGAAAGGACCCAGGAGGGAGACUGUGGCAACUGCCAGCCCAGGACCGGUGCCAGGCAUGGGGAACACUGCACAGCAAGCCCUGCUCACUGUCCUCUGGGUGGCCUCUGCCAUCAUUCAGGCCGAGGUCCUGAACAAGGAUUCAGAUGCCGACAAACUCCGAGGCCCACCCGGACCUCCUGGAAUCCCCGGCCCCAGAGGGCCCGCCGGUCCGCCUGGAUUCCCGGGGUUGCCGGGCAUUCAAGGAGCAUCUGGGUUUCCAGGACCAGCCGGACUCCGAGGCCCGCCAGGAAUACCUGGGGCUCCUGGGGUUCCUGGACUUCAAGGGGAGAAAGGAGAACGUGGGACGCUGACUAUCCUCAGCAAGGAAGACCUGGAGAGUCUCCUGGCUCAGAAAAGAGCCAAAAACUGCCAGGAGCUGCAGGCCAUGGGCAGACUGCUGAGCGGCUGGUACACCAUCCACCCCGUCGGCUGUGGGCCUCUGACCGUGCUGUGCGACAUGGACACCGACGGCGGCGGCUGGACGGUGUUCCAGAGACGGGUGGACGGCUCCGUGGACUUCUACCGGGAUUGGACGACCUACAAGAAGGGCUUUGGCAGCCAGCUGGCCGGCUUCUGGCUGGGCAACGACAACAUCCACUGCCUGACCUCUGAGGGGACCAACGAACUCCGCGUCGACUUCAGGGACUUUGACAACAUCCAUUAUUUUGCCAAAUACCGUUCUUUCAAGGUGGCUGGAGAGACGGACAACUACAAGUUGGCCGUGGGAAAGUUUGAGGGCGGCUCUGCCGGUGACUCUCUGGCCGGGCACAACGACAAACCCUUCACCACCAGAGACCGCGACAACGAUGACAGCACCUCUAACUGCGCUGUGACUCACAAGGGAGGCUGGUGGUUUGCAAACUGCCACGACUCCAACCUGAACGGGCAGUACCUCUCUGGAUCUCACUCGAGCUUCGCCGACGGCAUCAACUGGUCCUCCGGGAAAGGGUUUCAUUAUUCCUUCAAGUUCACAGAGAUGAAGUUCAGGCCCGCCUAGGAUCUGGGAGCCAGGCUCUGGCACAGGAGUGGCUCUCGGGCUUUAUUCUUUCUUCCCUGUUGGAGAGGCUGAAGUCGUUCUGCGUGUUCUAGUGCCUUAGUUUUGAUCUCUGUCCCUCGUGUGGCUCUUCCUUUGACCUCUUUCACCUCCCUUCCCGCCUCCGCAAGGUCGGAAACGACCCUGGCUUCACCCCAAGCCUCGGACGGUAACUCCCAUCCAGGGUGACCGGUGAGAGGUUGUAUCCGAACCUGCCCUUGACUCUGCCAUCAGAUCAUGACCUGUUGAUGGGUCUCUGAGACCGAACUGUUUUGAGCAUCUUGAUUGCUGAAUUAAAGACUCCAUUUUCCUCUGAAAA
This is a messenger RNA of Ornithorhynchus anatinus (platypus), 1400 nucleotides long. RefSeq names its product ficolin 2 (gene FCN2). Lineage: Eukaryota; Metazoa; Chordata; Mammalia; Monotremata; Ornithorhynchidae. The record is from RefSeq and is a predicted model, not a curated record. Bases 65 to 1045 code for a protein of 326 amino acids. The transcript has 10 exons.